UUUUUCGGUUUUUCAUCAAGACAUAUUCAGCUGACCCUUUCUUUUCUGUUGCUGUGUGUGAAUCUCUUGAAAAGAGAAGAAAUCAGAUUCUUAUUUUUGGUAUAUCUGUAAUGCCAAGUCUGAUGCCACCAACUUCAAUUGUGCUGAGUUUGAUGCUUCACUCUAUGAUGUGUUCUCAGCCUCUCAGAACUGAAUUUCAUGCCAAGGAUCAGCUAACAACUUGCUCCAAUUUCCAAAGCUAGACAAGGAAAGAAUGAAGAACAGUUAAGCUCAGAAUCUGGAACCAUCACUUGCCUUGAUUUUGCACCAAAAUAUACCCAUGAAGGUGCAGUUCUCUAUUGUUGCACUUGUUCUAUUAGGCUCCACACUGUGUCUUUCUGGCCUAAUUGUAGCUGACUUGAACUCUGACCAACAAGCUCUCUUGGAGUUUGCUUCAAGUGUCCCACAUGCCCCAAGGCUCAACUGGAAGAAAGAUUCUGUUUCAAUUUGCACCUCAUGGGUUGGUGUGACAUGCAACUCAAACGGCACACGUGUCGUUGGCCUUCACCUUCCAGGAAUGGGAUUAAUCGGUACCAUUCCAGAGAACAGCAUAGGAAAACUAGAUGCUCUUAGGGUCCUGAGUCUUCAUUCCAAUGGCCUUAUAGGAAGUCUUCCUUCUAACAUUCUCUCCAUUCCUUCACUCCAAUUUGCAUACCUUCAGCACAAUGGCUUCUCUGGCAUUAUUCCUUCUCCUGUGACCCCUAAACUCAUGGCAUUGGACAUUUCCUUUAACAACUUUUCUGGCAGCAUUCCACCAGCUUUUCAGAACCUUAGAAGACUCACUUGGUUGUAUCUCCAAAACAAUUCUAUAUCUGGAGCUAUUCCUGACUUCAACCUUCCAAGUCUCAAGCAUUUGAACUUGAGCAAUAAUAACUUGAAUGGCUCAAUUCCAAAUUCCAUAAAGACAUUUCCUUACACUUCUUUUGUAGGAAAUUCUCUCUUAUGUGGUCCACCUCUCAAUCAUUGCUCUACAAUCUCCCCUUCUCCAUCUCCUGCCACUGAUUACCAGCCCCUCACUCCACCAACCACACAAAACCAAAAUGCUACACACCAUAAGAAAAACUUUGGCCUAGCUACUAUACUUGCUCUAGUCAUUGGGGUCAUUGCCUUCAUCUCUUUAAUAGUUGUAGUGAUCUGUGUGUUCUGUUUGAAGAAGAAGAAAAACAGCAAAAGCAGUGGCAUACUGAAAGGAAAGGCUUCUUGUGCUGGGAAGACUGAGGUUUCAAAGAGUUUUGGGAGUGGAGUGCAAGGGGCUGAAAAGAACAAGCUCUUUUUCUUUGAAGGUUCCUCUCAUAGCUUUGACCUUGAGGAUUUGCUGAAGGCUUCAGCUGAAGUUCUUGGAAAAGGAAGCUAUGGAACAGCAUACAAGGCUGUUUUGGAGGAGGGAACAACAGUGGUAGUUAAAAGGUUGAAGGAAGUUGUGGUUGGAAAGAAGGAGUUUGAGCAGCAGUUGGAGAUUGUGGGGAGAGUUGGAAGCCACCCCAAUGUGAUGCCCCUAAGGGCUUAUUACUACUCCAAAGAUGAGAAACUUCUGGUUUACAACUACAUGCCAGGUGGCAGCUUGUUUUUCUUGUUGCAUGGAAACAGGGGAGCAGGAAGAACCCCACUAGACUGGGACUCCAGAGUGAAGAUUUUGCUAGGAGCUGCCAAGGGAAUAGCUUUCAUCCACUCAGAGGGGGGUCCAAAGUUCGCACAUGGCAACAUCAAGUCAACAAACGUGCUCAUAAACCAAGAACUCGACGGCUGCAUCUCCGACGUGGGAUUGCCUCCUUUAAUGAACACUCCAGCAACCAUGUCAAGAGCCAAUGGCUACAGAGCUCCAGAAGUCACUGACUCAAAGAAGAUCACUCACAAGUCCGAUGUCUACAGCUUCGGGGUGCUGCUGCUAGAAAUGCUGACAGGGAAGACCCCUCUGAGGUAUCCUGGCUAUGAGGAUGUGGUUGAUCUUCCAAGGUGGGUGAGGUCUGUUGUCAGAGAGGAAUGGACUGCAGAAGUGUUUGAUGAGGAGCUUCUGAGAGGGCAAUAUGUUGAAGAGGAGAUGGUUCAGAUGCUUCAGAUUGCAUUGGCAUGUGUGGCUAAGGGGCCUGAUCAAAGGCCUAGAAUGGAUCAAGUUGUUAGAAUGUUGGAGGAGAUUAAGCAUCCUGAGUUGAAGAACUACCACAGGCAAUCCUCUGAGUCUGAGUCUAAUGUGCAGACACCAACACCAUGAUCACGAUGAGAUGCAUUUGAUGGGAGACUAAUAAAAUUUUCUCUGCAGAAUGGGGUUUGUCAUCAUUAGGCUCAUAUUGUGUUUUGCUUGCAUGCCCUCAACCAAAUAAGCAUGUUUCAUUGUAAAAUACUACUAAUGAUGAUGUUUUUUUAUUUGUGUUGGCCAUAAAAGGCUUCUUUUCAUGUUUCACAUUAUUUUGUUGCGUUAUGACACUUUUAGCUAUUGGCUAAUUGCUAUUCAGUUGGUGGAAAUAAUUCAAGUUUCAUUUUUUUUUUCCUUUCAA
Glycine soja is the source of this 2531-nucleotide messenger RNA. Its product is annotated as probable inactive receptor kinase At5g58300. The coding region runs from base 320 to 2248 and encodes 642 amino acids. The record is from RefSeq and is a predicted model, not a curated record. Gene Ontology annotation, biological process: protein phosphorylation. Gene Ontology annotation, molecular function: protein binding; protein kinase activity; ATP binding. Lineage: Eukaryota; Viridiplantae; Streptophyta; Magnoliopsida; Fabales; Fabaceae. The transcript has 4 exons.